GCAUAAAAUGUCUGCAUAUUUUUGGAAUAAUCCUACAACGAUACUAUUUGCAAUUUUGGCUGUUCUCAUCUUGGAUAAUCUGUGGAGCAUGUACUUACUGCUGCGCGAGAUAGCUGUCGUUACCGAAACACGUAAGGUGCCGGACGUGCUGCGCCAGUAUUUGCCUCAGGAAAUCUUUAAUCGCAUGCGAGCCUAUAAACUUCACAAAUCCUGGUUUUCGCUAGUCAAUACGUUUAUCUUCGUGCUAGUAUUUGGUUGUCUAGAGCUUUUCUUCGGUUUCUACGCUGUUGUCUGGUAUGUGGCGAGCAAGUGUGCUUUCGCUAAAUGGAUGCAGCAGGAGCUGUUUAUAUCCGUUAUUUAUGUUUUGUUGUUGGGCAUAUAUUUGACGCUGAAGGCACUGCCUGGUGCCUUGUAUGAAAGGUUUUGUAUACCUAAACUUCACAAAAGACGAAAAGUUUCGUUAGCUCGCAGAAUUUGUGGAGAGAUUUGUGAUACUGUUGUGGCGGUAGUAACCAUCGUGUUGGUGGUGAUGGUGAUCGUCUCAUUAUGUCUUGCAUUGGGAAUAUAUUCUUUUGUCGGCCUAUUUUGUUUGUCAUGUGUGAUGACUGUUUUGCUGAUCCUCCUAAUGCCGGUUAUUAUUAUUCCUUGCAUAGGCAAACGCGUGCCUUUCGAAAAUAUGCCCCUGAAGGCGGAUCUGGAAAAGCUCACUGAAUCGAUUGGAUUUCCAUUUAGGCAGGUCUACCUCAUAAAAGUGAAUGAUCCGAACACCGGCAGUAAUGCAUUCUUCUAUGGAAGCUGUUGCUUAAAACGCAUCGUGAUUUUUGAUACGGUGCUGUAUAAUAGGGGUCUGAAAGAUACGUCAUUACUGGAGCCUGAUCAGAUUGGCAAGGGUUUGAUAAAUUCACAAGUGGUCGCUGUCGUUGCCCAUGAGCUUGGACACUGGCAUCACGGACACUUUUACAAGGCGAUCAUAAUGUUCAAGGUACAUGUCUUAAUAACUCUGCUGUUAUUUGGCAUUUGCUAUCCCCAUGGCCCGAUAUAUCAGGCCGUUGGUUUUGAGAAGGGUGUGCAGCCCGUGCUAGCGGGCUUUAUUAUAAUAUUUGGUUUUGUGCUGACCCCAUACAUGACGUUUUCCAAUUUCUUUAUGUUAAGCGUGACUCGAUAUUUUGAGUAUCAGGCAGAUGAGUUUGCCUUUGAAUUGGGAUAUGCCAGAGAUCUCCGCCAUGCGCUUUUAAAGCUUUAUGCCGAUAACCUGUCCUUUCCCAUAUCGGAUUCCUGCUACGCAAGCUGGCGACACACGCACCCCACCAUGCUGGAUCGCCUUCGCACACUUGAGGAACUGGAAACCGGCAUGGCUUGGACGGUGUGAGGAAGGGGGAUCGUAACAUCUCUGUGUAUAGUUUCAAAAAUGAAAAUUACACAAUCACUA
This is a messenger RNA of Scaptodrosophila lebanonensis, 1429 nucleotides long. RefSeq names its product CAAX prenyl protease 1 homolog (gene ste24b). Gene Ontology annotation, cellular component: endoplasmic reticulum membrane. Gene Ontology annotation, biological process: CAAX-box protein processing. The transcript is spliced from 2 exons. The coding region runs from base 8 to 1369 and encodes 453 amino acids. Lineage: Eukaryota; Metazoa; Arthropoda; Insecta; Diptera; Drosophilidae. The record is from RefSeq and is a predicted model, not a curated record. Gene Ontology annotation, molecular function: metalloendopeptidase activity.